AUGGAGAAGGAGAAGGAGAGGCAGGUGAAAAAGGAGGAGAGACAGGUGGAGAAGGAGGAAAGGCAGAUGGAGAAGGAGGAGAGGCAGAAGGAGAAGGAGAUGGAGAGGCAGGUGGAGAAGGAGGAGGAGAGGAAGGUGAAAAAGGAGGAGAGACAGAUGGAGAAGGAGGAGACGAGGCAGGUGAAGAAGGAGGAGACGCAGGUCAUUAGAGGGAAGCUGCCUGGCAGCAGAGAGGAGCUGAGGGAGAAUCCUGGAUUUGGUAGAUAA
This is a messenger RNA of Melanotaenia boesemani (Boeseman's rainbowfish), 267 nucleotides long. Its product is annotated as UPF0329 protein ECU05_1680/ECU11_0050-like. The record is from RefSeq and is a predicted model, not a curated record. The transcript has 3 exons. Lineage: Eukaryota; Metazoa; Chordata; Actinopteri; Atheriniformes; Melanotaeniidae. Bases 1 to 267 code for a protein of 88 amino acids.